Messenger RNA from Chrysochloris asiatica (Cape golden mole), 1968 nucleotides. RefSeq names its product fibroblast growth factor 18 (gene FGF18). The record is from RefSeq and is a predicted model, not a curated record. Gene Ontology annotation, cellular component: cytoplasm. Gene Ontology annotation, biological process: positive regulation of protein phosphorylation; cell differentiation; positive regulation of cell population proliferation. NCBI's taxonomy places the organism in Eukaryota, Metazoa, Chordata, Mammalia, Afrosoricida, Chrysochloridae. The transcript has 5 exons. Gene Ontology annotation, molecular function: growth factor activity; type 1 fibroblast growth factor receptor binding; type 2 fibroblast growth factor receptor binding. The coding region runs from base 545 to 1168 and encodes 207 amino acids.
CGAUGCGCACGGCCGGAGAGACGCGGAGGAGGAGACAUGAGCCGGCGGGCGCCCAGACGGAGCGGCCGUGAAGCGUUGGUGCUGCAGUCGCGCGCCCCAGCCCCGGAGCACUGACCCCUGGCCCCGCGCAGCCCCGCGCACAGGCCAGAGAGCGCGCCCCAGCUGCCGGCCCUGCGGCUCAUGCCGCUCUCAGAGUGAGCUGGGCAGCUAGCACCCCGCGGACGCCCGGACAGACGUCUGGUCGGUACUGAGCAAGCGUCCCUGCACCGGCCUGUGUCCCCUGCACAUCGGCGGCCGCUCCGCAGACCCCGCGCCAGCCCGGAGAGCGCAGCGCUCGCUCGGGAGGAGCCGCGCGGGGCGCUGAUGCCGCAGGGCGCGCGGCGGAGCGCCCCGGAGCAGCAGAGUCUGCAGCAGCAGCCGGCUAGGAGGGAGCAGCAGCAGCGGCGGCGGCGGCGGCGACGGAGGCGGAGGCGCCCGGUCCCGGCCGCGCGGAGCGGACAUGUGCAGGCUGGGCUAGGAGCCGCCGCCUCCCCUCCGCCCAGCGAUGUAUUCAGCGCCCUCCGCCUGCACUUGCCUGUGUUUACACUUCCUGCUGCUGUGCUUCCAGGUACAGGUGCUGGUGGCCGAAGAGAACGUGGACUUCCGCAUCCAUGUGGAGAACCAGACUCGGGCUCGAGACGAUGUGAGCCGUAAGCAGCUGCGGCUGUAUCAACUCUACAGCCGGACCAGCGGGAAACACAUCCAGGUCCUGGGCCGCAGGAUCAGUGCCCGCGGCGAGGAUGGGGACAAGUAUGCCCAGCUCCUAGUGGAGACAGACACCUUUGGUAGUCAAGUCCGGAUCAAGGGCAAGGAGACCGAAUUCUACCUGUGUAUGAACCGGAAAGGCAAGCUUGUGGGGAAGCCUGAUGGCACCAGCAAGGAGUGUGUGUUCAUCGAGAAGGUUUUGGAGAACAACUACACUGCCCUGAUGUCUGCAAAAUACUCUGGCUGGUACGUGGGCUUUACUAAGAAGGGGCGGCCGCGGAAGGGCCCCAAGACCCGGGAGAACCAGCAGGACGUGCACUUCAUGAAGCGCUACCCCAAGGGGCAGGCCGAGUUGCAGAAGCCCUUCAAGUAUACAACGGUGACCAAGAGGUCCCGGCGGAUCCGCCCCACGCAUCCCGGCUAGGCUGCCUAGCGUGGCCCCUGCAGGCCGCCCCAGCCCACACUCACACUCACAGAGAACUGCGUCAGAGGAAUAUUUUUACAUGAAAAAUAAGGAAGAAGCUCUAUUUUUGUAUAUUGUGUUUAAAAGAAGACAAAAACUGAACCAAAACUCUUGGGGGGAGGGGGUGCGAUAAGGAAUUUAUUGUUGACUUGAAACCCUCGAUGACAAAAGACUUGUGUAAAGGGAUUGUUGUCAACCCACAGGUGCUUGUCUUUCUCGAGGAACAGACAACUCUAAACUUGUCCCCAGAGGAGGACUUGAAUGAGGAAAACGACACCCUGAGAAACCAAAGUCCUUUUUCCCAAAGGUUCUGCAAAAAAAAAAAAAAAAAAGAGAAAGAGAAAGUCGUACCACCCAACAAACUCCCCACCCCUCUCUUACCCAGUCCUGCCCCAAACUCCAACAAAAAUCGCUCUCUGGUUUGCAGUCAUUUAUUUAUUGUCUGCUGCAAGCUGUCCCGAGACACCGCGCAGGGAAGGCGUGACCCUUGGAAUUCUCCGCGCCUCGACCUCCUGACGACAGACGGCCUCGUCCAAUCAUGGUGACCCUGCAUUGCUCGCAGUUCUGGAAGAUGCUGCUAUCGUCCUUCCGUGACUCACGUGACCUAGUACACCAAUGAUAAGGGAAUAUUUUAAAACCAGCUAUAUUAUAUAUAUUAUAUAUAUAUAAGCUAUUUAUUUCACUUCUCUGUAUAUUGCAGUUUCAUGAACCAAGUAUUACUGCCUCAACAAUUAAAAACAACCAACAAAUUAUUUAAAAAA